AUGAAGGACUACUCUGAAGUCAUCGUCUGCCUGGAGGCAGCCGAGCUGAGCAAGACUGAGUUCUGCAAUCCGGCUUUUGAGCCUGAAGCUGAACAGCCCUGCCCUGUACCUGCCUUCCAGGAAGAGGCCCCCCACAGCGGUCCAGCUCCCUGGCCUGGCCGGCGCCAAGGCAGGCUGCAACCCGACUGCCGCUUCUCCUGGCUCUGCGUGCUCCUGCUCACUGGCCUGCUGCUUCUGCUGCUUGGGCUGCUGGUGGCCGUCAUCCUGGCGCAAUUGCAGGCCGCACCCCCAUCCGGCGCCACCUACAGCCCCCUGCCUGCCCGGGGCCUCCCCACCACUGCCUCCGCUCCCACCACUCUCACCACUACUACUACCAUGGCCCCUUGGGCAUUUGGAACUCCUGGCCAGCUGCGGGAGGAGAGCAUGAGUCCCAUGACCCAGUCCACCUGUGGGGGCCUCCUUCCUGGUCCCAGGGGCUUCUUCAGCAGCCCCAACUAUCCAGACCCUUACCCUCCCCAUGCCCACUGUGUGUGGCACAUCCAGGUGGCCACAGACCACACGAUACAGCUCAAGAUUGAAGCUCUCAGCAUGGAGAGUGUGGCCUCCUGCCUCUUCGAUCGCUUGGAAAUCUCUCCGGAGCCAGAAGGACCCCUCCUCAGGGUGUGUGGGAAGGUGGCUCCUCCCACACUCAACACCAAUACCAGCCGCCUCCGGGUGGCCUUCGUCUCCGAUGGCAGUGUGGAAGGGUCUGGCUUCCAGGCCUGGUACCAGGCUGUGACCCCCGGGCACGGGAGCUGUGCCCAUGACGAGUUCUUCUGCGACCAGCUCAUCUGCCUGUUGUCUGACUCAGUGUGCGACGGCUUUGCCAACUGUGUUGACGGUAGUGAUGAAGCCAACUGCAGUGCCAGGAGCUGGGGGUGUGGGGGGAACGUGACGGGGCUCCGGGGCACGUUCUCUGCUCCCAGCUACCCGCAGCAGUACCCUCACCACCAGCUCUGCACCUGGCAUAUCUCGGUGCCCACAGGACACGGCAUUGAGCUACAGUUCCACAAUUUCAGUCUGGAGGCCCAGGACGAGUGCAAGCUGGCUUAUGUGGAGGUGUAUGAGACCCGCAGCUCGGGGGCCCUCAGCCUCCUGGGCAGGUUCUGUGGGGCAGAGCCACCACCCCGUCUCAUCUCCUCGCACCAUGAGCUGGCCGUGCUGCUGAGGACCGACCGUGGCAUCAGCAGUGGGGGCUUCUCAGCCACCUUCCGGGCCUUCAAUGCCACAGAGAACCCCUGUGGGCCCCGAGAGUUCUGCCAGGAUGGAGGAUGCAAGAGUCUGCAGUGGGUGUGUGACAUGUGGAGAGAUUGCACCGAUGGCAGCCAUGACAACUGUACCAGUCCCCUCUUCCCAGCACCAGAGCUGGCCUGCGAGCCUGUGCAGGUGGAGAUGUGCCUGGGUCUGAGCUAUAACACCACAGCCUUCCCCAACAUUUGGGUGGGCAUGGCCACCCAACAGGAGGUGGGAGAGGUUCUCCGAGGUUACAAGAGCCUGACCAGCCUACCCUGCUACCAGCACUUCCAGAGGCUGCUCUGUGGGCUGCUGGUACCCCGCUGUACCUCGCUGGGCAGCAUUCUGCCCCCUUGCCGCUCUGUCUGCCAGGAGGCAGAGCGCCAUUGCCAGUCUGGCCUGGCCCUUCUGGGCAUUCCCUGGCCCUUCAAUUGCAACAGGCUGCCUGAGGCAGCAGGCAUAGCCACCUGCGCCCAUCCGUGA
This is a messenger RNA of Ochotona curzoniae (black-lipped pika), 1755 nucleotides long. It is a transcript of the gene MFRP, whose product is annotated as membrane frizzled-related protein. Bases 1 to 1755 code for a protein of 584 amino acids. The record is from RefSeq and is a predicted model, not a curated record. The transcript is spliced from 13 exons. Gene Ontology annotation, molecular function: protein binding. Lineage: Eukaryota; Metazoa; Chordata; Mammalia; Lagomorpha; Ochotonidae.